Molecule: messenger RNA, 2590 nt
Organism: Strigops habroptila (Kakapo)
Lineage: Eukaryota; Metazoa; Chordata; Aves; Psittaciformes; Psittacidae
Gene: CA4
Product: carbonic anhydrase 4
Exons: 8
Coding region: 85-1035 (316 amino acids)
Cellular component (GO): plasma membrane
Molecular function (GO): zinc ion binding; carbonate dehydratase activity
Source: RefSeq, a predicted model, not a curated record
AUAAAACUGAGAGCAGAAAUAUGAUCACAUACUAAGAAGUCUAAUCAAUUCUGGUUUCAACACUGAGCCUAUUUAAAAUAGAUAAUGGAAUUGCUGUUCCUUGUUCUGCUCUCUCUGCACAUUCUCAAGACAGAGGCAGUAGUUGAACACCACUGGUGCUAUCAGUCACAGAAGUGUGCACAGCCACACUGUGAAGCUCCUGAAGAAUGGUAUCUGAUAGAUAUCAGCUGCAAAGGGAACAAACAGUCACCUAUCAAUAUUGUCACCAAAAAUGUCAUCUACGACAAGAACCUUAAGCCAUUGAAUUUUGAAGGAUAUGAUGUGAAGGGGUCUUCAAAAUGGAACAUAGAAAACAAUGGACAUACAGUUAAAGUAGAAUUAAGCACAUCCCCUAAAAUUGGAGGUGGAGGUCUGGGAAGAAAAUACAAGGCAACAGAAUUUCAUUUGCACUGGGGAGUCCCAGGUGUGCAGCGAUACCUUCCUGGGUCAGAGCACAGCAUAGAUGGAGAAAAAGAAGCCAUGGAGCUUCAUAUUGUCCACAUAAGAGAAGAUGUUUCGAAUAUAACAGAAGCGAAGGAAACCGCGGAUGGUGUGGCUGUGUUGGCAUUCUUUGUAAAGGUUGAAGAAGAAAAUAAAAACUAUGCAACUCUAAUAAAUGAAUUAGAGAAUAUUAAAUACAAAGGACAAACAACACAGAUGGACCCUUUGCCACUGAGUUCUCUUCUCCCACCUGAGGAAGACCUUGGAAGGUACUAUCGGUAUGAGGGCUCUCUCACCACUCCUGACUGCUACGAGGGUGUCACCUGGACAAUAUUUGAGAAGCCGAUUGAACUCAGUAUUUCCCAGAUUUCUCAGUUUUCAACACUCCACUUUGAUGGGAGGAACUCAACUCACAUGAUUGAAAACUUCCGUCCUUUUCAGCUCCUCAAUGAGCGCAAGGUGUACUGGUCCAGUGCCAGCAUGCUCCUGCCUGCUGCUAAGGUUUUAAUGUUGGUCCUGGUGCUUACGUACAUCCUGAGUUCUCUUUCCCAAUGAACACUUCUUACCUCAUUCAAAGUUCUGGGCUUUUUGGAGUUCGGUUUUUUUUUUGUUGUUGUUGUUGGUUCUUUGUAUCAAGUAGUCUCUCAGCUCACGAAUCGUAUCUCAAUACAGAAUUUAACCGUGUCUUCCUCCAGACACUAACCAAGGACUUCUGCUGCUGCUCUUAUAUAAAACGAAACCCAUUGCACUAAAUCACAAGAAUUCAGGGGAACUGUAAUAUGAGGCUAUGAAGAUUCAAAUUUAAAACAAACAAACACUUCAAGAAAACGUUAGGAUGGAUUAUCUGCAAGCCUGUAGUUCUAACACAAUACUGGAAGGACACUUUACAAGUUAUACAGAGGACCUUCAAGAGGAACCUGUUCUUAAGUGCCUAUGAAGGGUUUUGUUUGGAGCAUGUUUACAUUCAGCACUGCAAACCAGGAAGAUGGUAACGUGGAGCAAUUCUUACAAUCCUUACAUUGUCCUACAUGAAGGUACAAUACAAAGAAAAAAUGCUCACACAUAAUUGAGCAACAUCUGGGUCAUCCUGUCUAGUGAAGGAUAUGUGACAAAUCGCAUCUGUACUAACACGAUUUUCCCCUCUUCUUCCUUCAGAAUAUCUAAAGCUAAUUUUUAGAUAAGGAUACUGGAUUCCUUUCACCUAAUCUACUGAUUCUGGAUUUCAGGUUUCUCUAUUAAGCUUAUUUAUUCAGCCUAGUACAGCAUCCUUCUCUGGGAUGCCCAUGGCUGAUAUGAUGUGCUAGAAAGAAAAAGGGAAGCUCAACCCUCGUGCAUCUGUGGAAAGGGAAGUUGCACAUCUGUGGAAAUUCCUUCUCUUUGGAGGGCUGCGUUUGAAGCAUGAGACUUUGAUGAUCCUUUACAGUUUUCAUUUGCCUAAUAAAAUGGGACAGCGCAAGAAAUGCCUCUUUCCGGUGCCACAUUUUGGAAGGUUUUAGCUGCCAGUUUGAACAUUUCCGUGUGAACAUUUCCUUCUUUAUUUUUUUUUCAGUAAUAACAUACCUGCAAUAUUCACACAUGGUUAAGAUCCAGAGGUUUUCCAAGAAGAUUGUGAUUUGAACUGUUUUCUUCAGGUCUUAUGCGUUUACUUACAGAAAACCUCAAUAUAUUGGGAAAUGGGGUUUCCUUAUAUUAUUCCAGUUUUCUCUCUGAAGACAGACAUAACAGUUUUCUUUGGCUAAUGCCAUAUAACAUGUUACAGCUUCUUUUAGAAUUUUAGAUUUUGGCCACACCAAAGUAGGAUUUCAUAUUAGCAGACUUGUAUUUUUUUCUUUAGGGCAAUGUUUGCAGAGAUGACUUUAUGCUGCAGCUAUAUGGCUGUUUUCAGGAAAAUCACGGCAGUGAGGCUAACCACAGCUCACCAAAGAAGAAAAAGCAGGGGGGGAAUUAUUUUCAUAUUUAACAAUCAAUAAUAUAAGCUUAAAAAACUACAUGGGAAAGAAAAUUCACCUUUUCAGUUUAGAGGAAUGAUUAAGACUUUAACUGUAUUUUUAGCUAACUGAAAACCUUUUCAUCUUUGAUAGAUGAAACAUUAAAGUUGAACAGAGACCUA